Messenger RNA from Penicillium cinerascens, 789 nucleotides. Its product is annotated as HPP family protein. Lineage: Eukaryota; Fungi; Ascomycota; Eurotiomycetes; Eurotiales; Aspergillaceae. The record is from RefSeq and is a predicted model, not a curated record. The transcript is spliced from 2 exons. The coding region runs from base 1 to 789 and encodes 262 amino acids.
AUGGCUAUUUGCUUGGAUUGGGGCAUUCGGGGGGAUCUCUUGAUCGAAGCGAUCAUGUCUACCAAUACGGCAUUCCGAGAUGUCUACCACUCUCCGCUCAUUAUUACGUCCUUCGGUGCCUCGGCAGUACUCCUCUUCGGGGUAAUCGAGUCACCAGUCGCUCAACCGCGGAAUUUCUUGGGCGGGCACUUUCUCUCUGCUUUAGUUGGAACAUGCAUCACGCGUUUGUUCGUGCUAAAUCGCCAAUACCAAGGCUAUCUUGACAAUACGAAUUUUCAUCCCUCCACGUUCAUCAACGGAGGAAUUUCGAUGGCGACAUCGUUACUGGUGAUGUUAAUCACAAAAACCGCUCAUCCUCCAGCGGGAGCAACAGGUCUCAAUGCGGCAGUCGAAUCGGCAGUAGUAACCCUGUCCUGGCGCUAUCUUCCCGUUAUCAUUGCCUCCUCUUUGAUUAUGUUUGGAUGGGCUCUUCUCAUCAAUAACCUCGGACGUCGUCGCUAUCUGUUACACUGGUGGGCUGCGGGGCAAACUUUUGUUCGAGAGCCGGAAGAUGUGCACGAUGAGGAGGCCCUCGAACAAGUUGAGGAGGGUGAAAUUGAAAGAGAGCUGACGGAAGAAGGUGAUCUGGCGGCCGAAAGUGACGAUACCCGUUCUAGGCUCUCGGAGGUCCGUUCCAGGCUCUCGGAAGCCCGUUCCAGGGACUCAGAGACUCAUUCAAGGCACUCGGAACCUAAGUCGGGCCCGGCUGAAAACACUGGAGCCUCAAAGGGAGGCACGCAUACUGAAUAA